GCGCGGUUGCAUAACACACUGAGAUGAACUGCGCGAGCUCCCUCUUGUGGGGUUGUUGGUUGCCUCGCGUUGCUAAGGAAGUCCAGUAAGUUUCUUCAGCGAGCUGAAGGAUGUAACCAUAUGGGUACCAUGGAGCUUGUUUACAUCUAAAACCAAAUCUGGCAAUAGGAUGAGUGAACAUGGAGAAAGCAUCAUCCCAUUUAACACCACUGAUCUCAGGUCAGGAGAGCCAGCUUGCAAAGCACCCCUUACUGAUCUCUAUGUAGACUCCAGUAUUAAGAACAAAGACAAGGAAGAGCUCAGCGACAUCAAGAAGCCAUACGAUGAGCCCAGACUUCUUCAGGAUGAACACAAGCUCAGUCCAUUUCAGCCUCGGCCUCCCUCACUUCCAAAACCCUUGGGAUUGGCGAUGGGUGGAAGAAACUCAUUUGACCAGAAGGUCAGAGGGAGACGACUGAGGAACAGCCAGGAGAGUCUCACAGACCCGGGUGAGACGGGCUCUUCCUCCGAUUCUCUCAAAGAAGAAACCUCAACACCUGUGUCAAGCAGUCCGUUGGGUUUAAAGAACGGACAAAGCCUUACAUCUGGACGUCCGCUCGAUCUUCCGCCCAUGGAGACGCAGGCACCAUUCAGGAACUGGUCUGGUAGUCUCUCAGAGACUGACAUGUCCCCACUUGAGCGUUAUGAUUCGAAAGAGCGCAUGAAACCGUCCAGAAUAGUUCUUUCUCCAUUGCAGCCGACUGGCACGUUUCCUCCUCUGGAUCAGAGCGUCGCUUCUGCGUCGCUGAGGGCAACUAAUUGGAUUGACAGGGAUUGUUUGGAUUACAGUGCAGUGGGGAGAAGGGGGCGGUCGGAGAGGCUUCAGAGGAACCUGAGCGACAGCCGGCUUUUCGAGACCAUGGUGUCAGACAGUGCCUCCGUUCAGUCCAUGAAGUCCAACUACAGCGUGCUGAACCCCAUCAGACCCAGGGAUGUGAGGAACAGGAGUUUUCUGGAGGGGAGUGUUCUGGGAAACGGUGCCUUACUCGGGGCAGAAGAGCUGGACCGCUACUUCCCAGAGAGACGGCUUGGCCUCUACAUCGCCACAUGGAACAUGCAGGGAGAGAAGGAGCUGCCAUACAACCUGGAUGACCUGCUGCUUCCAACCGACACAGACUUCGCACAGGAUAUGUAUGUAAUUGGAGUUCAGGAAGGUUGCCCAGAUAGGAGGGAGUGGGAGAUCCGUCUACAGGAGACUCUCGGGCCAUAUUAUGUGAUGCUAUACGCAGCAGCCCAUGGUGUGCUUUAUCUCACUGUUUUUGUACGAAGAGAUCUCAUAUGGUUCUGUUCGGAGGUAGAACAUGCCACAGUCACCACCCGCAUUAUAUCUCAGAUUAAAACUAAAGGAGCCGUUGGGAUCUGCUUCACUUUCUUCGGGACGUCUUUCCUUUUCAUCACAUCCCAUUUUACUUCUGGAGAUUCUAAAGUUUAUGAGAGAAUCUUGGACUACAACAAGAUCAUGGAAGCUUUGGCCCUCCCUAGAAACCUCCCUGAUACCAACCCAUACCGCUCCACAUCCUCUGACGUCACGACCCGUUUUGAUGAAGUCUUCUGGUUCGGAGAUUUUAACUUCCGCUUGAAUAAAGCCAGAGGAGAGGUCGAAGCCAUUUUGAAUCAAGAUGCAGACAUGAGCGUGCUGUUACAACAUGAUCAGCUGUCUAAAGAGAUGAAGGAAGGUUCCAUUUUCAAAGGGUUUCAGGAAGCACAGAUUCACUUUCCACCUACUUACAAGUUUGAUAUCGGUUGUGACGUCUAUGACACCACCACAAAGCAGAGAACACCUUCAUAUACUGACCGAAUUCUUUAUCGAAAUAGACAGGUGGAAGAUAUUAAAGCGGUCAAGUACACAUCCUGCAUGGCGAUUAAGACUUCGGACCACCGGCCUGUCGUUGGCAUGUUUCAGGUCAAGCUUCGUCCUGGUAGAGAUAACAUUCCUUUGGGUGCCGGUCAGUUCGACAGAGGUCUGUACUUAGAGGGAAUCAAGAGAAGAAUCACCCGAGAGCUGAAGAAGAGAGAGGCAGCCAUGAAAAACCAGAAUAACAGCACUGUUUGCACAAUAUCCUGAUUUGGGACCAGUGCGCUCAAUAAAACCGCAGGUGCUAAAACUGUUCGUUUUAAAUACCGAGUUACUGAUGGGGAAAGCUGGACUUUCAGGACCAAAGGAGAACUCUGUGCUAUAGAUGUCACGGCUUUCAUCUGCCUCUGGUGAAGUGCAAUGUCAAGCUUUGAUGCACAGUCCAGGGAUUCCAAAAGAAGAUGGAGCUUGAAAGUUUAGAAGCUAGCUUUGGAUAAUGUUUGUUUCAACAGGAAACGUUUUAUAAAUUAUACUGACCAAUGUAAAUCAAGUUGACCUAACGCAUACGUCCGCAUUGUACUGUACAUCCAUCAUUAUUUUGUAUUCUGAUAUGCUUCAACAGUGCUGCAUUUGGUUUUAACUGAUAGUGUUACAUGACCACAAAUUCUUAACAUUUACUGAUACCUUACGCACCUCACUUAUCAGGUAGCCGAUCAUGUUCAUUGUUUAUCAGCUCCUGGGUGUGUUAUACGAACAGUUACCUAAUAAUGUGCUAAACAGUAGAUCUUUUUAAUGGUACCUUUACUGCGGGAUCAUGUGGGAAACAUCAUCAGUUGUUUUAUUUGACCAGAGGCAUUGAUAGGUGAAGCGAUAUCAUGUGCUUGUAGAGAAACUACUUGAUGAAUUGGGUUGAAAUGUGUGCAUGGGAAGAUCUGAAAGGGAGGCACAGACUAUACUCGAGUUCAUUGCCUUAACUUACUCGAUGUAAGUCAGCUUUUUUGAUGUCAGAUGAGGUAUCGGUAUUGCUUGUGUCUGGAUCUCAGCAACGGUGGAGUUACAUCAAGUGGCGCAUCCACGUACGUUUCAGUUGUUUGUGUACUGAAAGUGCCUGCGAUCUCGCUCACAAUUGCCUCAGUGACUUUAAAUACAUUGUUCUGUUUCAAACCAAAUAAUAGCCUGUACCAAUAAUUGUUUACAUUGAGUAAUACAAGAAUUCUGACUCAUACUCAAGUUGGUGUUAUUUCAACACAUGAUCACAAACCUGUUGUUGAACAUUUAAAAUUUACAGACAACUCUGCAAGAUGUAAACACUGGUCCAGAAGCACUUCGGUUUUACAUUUUAUUUAGUUAUUAUUAGUAAUGUUUUAAAUCUCACAUAUAUAAUUGCAUCUUAAAGAUAUUUGUUUAACAUUUUAAAUUGGUUAUAAAUAUUCUGUUGGUUGUAUUUUGUUCAAACGUUUGUCACUGAAAUGAAGUUCUUCACAACCAGGGUUGCUCGAAGAGGUCUAUAUGACAGUUACACAUUGACAGAGACAAAAAUAUUAUUUAAACGCGCAGUUUCUGCCAAUCUCAUAUUUAUCUUGAGUACCUAUAGAGCAGUGUUGCAUACUUCGUAUCUUCGAAGAGUAUUUAAUUUGAUCACUUUUAUAAAAGAUAGAUACAGCUGUACGAUUAUUUCCGAAAACAAAUGACCUCCUGGGACCUAACUAAGCGGGUCUUCCUAUCGCUCGUCGGUUGACGUGUGGGCGUGCUUUUCCGGGAGAAUUGCCCAAUAAGGGACUAAGAAAAGUUGUUACGUAACGGUUUUUCAUGUUCGGAAAAAAGCUUUUCAAAACCUAUACGAACCUUGGGGGAGUGUAUCGAGCACAGAAAUACUAUGUAACACGUCAAAGUCGUUUUUUGACAAGUUGACCAUGUUAAGCGUGAGAGGCCAGCACGUUUAACAUUGUAAAUAAG
Molecule: messenger RNA, 3790 nt
Organism: Triplophysa rosa
Lineage: Eukaryota; Metazoa; Chordata; Actinopteri; Cypriniformes; Nemacheilidae
Gene: inpp5e
Product: inositol polyphosphate-5-phosphatase E
Exons: 11
Coding region: 170-2104 (644 amino acids)
Biological process (GO): phosphatidylinositol dephosphorylation
Molecular function (GO): inositol-polyphosphate 5-phosphatase activity
Source: RefSeq, a predicted model, not a curated record